Molecule: messenger RNA, 1107 nt
Organism: Nematolebias whitei (Rio pearlfish)
Lineage: Eukaryota; Metazoa; Chordata; Actinopteri; Cyprinodontiformes; Rivulidae
Product: protein FAM8A1
Exons: 5
Coding region: 19-1008 (329 amino acids)
Source: RefSeq, a predicted model, not a curated record
GACGCAGCGACUUUAAAUAUGGCUGACAGAGAAAACACAACUAUGGAAGUAGACAAGGGAGAGAAUAAACCUUGUUUAAAACAGGUUAAGUCAGUAUUUGACGACAAUACGCAAAGCUCGGGCAAACAGCCGAAUCCAGAGGGAAAAACGGGCCCAGCUGAAAGUCGCAGCACGGCGGAAUACUGCGAGAAGCUACAGACAUGGAUGUGGCAGUACUACACUGGAUAUGUGAACUGGCAAAGCUGGCUGGCAGCCUCAACGAUGUCCUGCUCUUAUUACGUACAGCCACCCAGCGGAACCUCGACGGCUGGUGAUUUCAGCCCUCAUAGUUUGCACAAUAAUGUCCCGUUUGGGUUUCCGUUGUCGCCUUAUCCAGCUGCGGUCAACUCGCCGAGCGGCCGAGUGGGAGACGCCGCUGUCGGAGCUGCAGCGGCCGGUCAGCAGCAGCCGCAAGCGAACGGAAACGCCCAGAGACCAAGUCGGGAGUACUACAUUCCCUCCCCACUCCAAAGACUCAUGGCUGAAAUGGUGGAUUUCUUCAUCUUGUUUUUCAUCAAAGCAACUAUAAUCAUUAGUAUUAUGCAUCUAAGUGGAAUCAAAGACGUUUCCAAGUUUGCCAUGCAUUUCAUAGUGGAGGAGAUCGAUGAAGACACGUCGAUGGAGGAGCUACAGAAAAUGAUGCUUGUUGCCCUCGUGUACCGGAUUCUAGUGUGUUUUUAUGAGAUUGUGUGCAUUUGGGGAGCAGGAGGUGCCACCCCGGGGAAGUUUCUCCUGGGACUCAGAGUCGUCACGUGUGACUCGUCAGUUCUGGUUCAGCCCAACAGAGUACUUGUGAUUCCGGCUACUAACGUAUCUCUGUCUGCGUCCACGGUCCGAGCCUUGAACAAGAACUUUUCCAUUGCAUUCUUUUUCCCGGCCUUCAUCACGCUCCUCUUCUUCCAGCACAACAGGACUGUGUACGAUAUGGUCGCUGGGACAAUCGUCGUCAAGCGAUCUAGGGUCAGAUGACGCUGAAGUGGACACAAAAGAACAAAUCGUACGAUAACUCUGAACAGAAACAAGAUUUUUUUAAAUAUAAAAAUGCCCACAGAACUGCUAUGUUCAGGU